Messenger RNA from Phalacrocorax carbo (great cormorant), 1305 nucleotides. The record is from RefSeq and is a predicted model, not a curated record. NCBI's taxonomy places the organism in Eukaryota, Metazoa, Chordata, Aves, Suliformes, Phalacrocoracidae.
AUGCGAACUAUAGGAUGUAAACUUGCAGCACGUCAGCUGUUUUAUGGUAACUGCCUCUGUGCACAUCCUUACACUGCUGUACUUUGUGAAAAGGUGAAGUUAAUUUUGUGGAUAUAUGAUCCUGAAAGUGCAGAUGCUUCUGAAGUGAACCGCACUGCAAUUUUUCCAUUACAAAAUUCUCAGAUACUCAGAAGGCUGUUUUGGAAUUUGGGACAGGAACCUGUUGUUCAUACCUAUUUGGAAAAAGAAAAGUAUUAUUCUCAGGAGCAUCCAAAAUUAAGAUUAUGGACUGUUGAUGCACCUGGAAUCUCUGAUGACAUCAUAGCAGAAAUACAGGAAAAGCAAACAGUAUUUCAUGGAUGCUUUGUUCUCCUUUUCGUAAACAAGAAGCUAAUAAUUUUUUUAAAACUUGGAGCAGAACACAAGCUUCCUGAAAGUUAAAUAACUGGAAUACAUUCAUGUUGGUGUUCAUCUGUCUAUCCAGUGCAGAGUGGAAAACAAUGAAGUACUUUGGCAGCAUGGACACCUACUGAGUGUCCAUUAUAUCCAUUAUAUCUUGGAUAUAAUGAAACAUUUAAUAAAACAAGAGAUACAGAAAACUUAGUGAAGUUCUUAAAUUUUCUAGACACUGCUUCUUUAUCUAUAGAGGCUGUUAGCUAUGACUCAAUCCAAUCUGAAAUUACAUUGCUGCUGAUCUGCAGUGGCUGCAGCUUCUCCAUGCUUUUUUUGUGAGUGGCUGUUUAUAAUGAAGACAGACAAUUUUGGGGCUUAAGAAAUUUUUACUUACCUGUUCCUCGCCAGUCUGUUAUGAUGCUGAUAUACAUAAAUGCAGCAUUAUCAGCUGGGCUGCCAUGGGAUGAUGUAGCAUUUACUACACCUACAAAAACCCCACAGAUAAUGGAUAUUUUCAAGUACCUGGAUCAAAACUAUCAGAAGUGUGUCAUGGGAGCACUAUUGAGCAGAUUAUUCUUUGUGCCUUACUUUUGUGUUGGCUGCCCUCCAGGAAGACAUAUCAUUCUUGAGAGAUAUGAUGGUCAUUCAUACGUUAGAAAUGUUGAAGCAAAUUUUAUAUUAUGGGAGAUGAAAGGCAGAACUAACUAUGGCUACACUUCAUUCAUGAAAGAAAAUUAUAGAUCUUGUUUUGUGUUCCAUCAGAAGAGUACAAAUGAAGGAAUGCAUGAGCAGCAGCAGAUUUUAAAUAGCACUUCAAACAGUUAUAUUGUUUGGGCUACUAGUCAUAGUGCCAUUUAUGUGUUCAGAGUGAGGAUAUUAGAUUGAAACUACAGGUUAUUGUCUUUUUUUUAA